Molecule: messenger RNA, 4917 nt
Organism: Lodderomyces orthopsilosis Co 90-125
Lineage: Eukaryota; Fungi; Ascomycota; Pichiomycetes; Serinales; Debaryomycetaceae
Gene: SWR1
Product: chromatin-remodeling protein
Exons: 1
Coding region: 1-4917 (1638 amino acids)
Cellular component (GO): Swr1 complex
Molecular function (GO): ATP binding; histone binding; ATP-dependent chromatin remodeler activity
Source: RefSeq, a predicted model, not a curated record
AUGACAGCAGAGGUAGGACGAAGGAGAGCACUGGCUAGACUAAAUCUGGGGAGUGCAAGUGCCCCAAUUUACAAUGAAAAAUCUCGUGCUUCACAGUCAAAACGAUCAAACCAAACUGCGAACCAAAAUAAUGACACUCCACUCAAUGGAAACAAGAGACGAAAAGUUAAUGAAAAGUCGAAGGAAGACAAGCUAGCGAGUAUUUUGCUAGAUUUCGACCUAGCUAUCAAUGAAUUAUACCAUCUAUCGGAGUAUAAAUCGAUAAUAACUUGGGUGCCAGCUGAAUUUUCAAAGAUCGUGAACAAGUCAGUCCCAGAAUCAUUUGCAAAAUUUUGUGAAUCUGGCCAUUAUAAUUUGAAAUGGGACAAAGAUGUUGAGAAUGAUGAGGAAUUAAAGGCACUUCCAUUCCGAUUUCAGAAAAAGAAGCUUUCAGAGAGGGAAGCUUUGUUAAAUAAUAAAUUCCCCUUCCGUGAACAAACUAUUGAAAAGUAUCAACGAAUGGAGAAGGAAGUCUUCUCAAAACUAGAUCAGGAAAGUUCAAUAUCACAUUCCAAUAAAUCCAAAAUAAGGCCUUCCAAUAAAUCAAAAGAAUCGAUAAAGAAGGAUGUUCAAAAAGCACGACCUCAAGUAAAGAUUUCAAAGCAAACCAAAGAUCGAAAUAGUCAUGAAGAUAAGAUUGAAGAACUGAAUAAAAUCACAAAUGAAGUUGAUAUCGGUGACGACGAACUUGAUGAGCAGCUUGAUGUUGUACCACAUUCAUUCAAUAAAAGAAUAAAGCAAGUUUCUCGAAGUUUGCCCAAGCUACUCAUAACACACCCAUCUCACGUACCUGGUUGGGUUCCACAAACAGAAAACGACUUGCUGAUGAACAAAAUAAAAGAAGAGAGUGAGAUUUUGGAAUUUGAGCCUGAAUCUAUUAAGGUAGAGCAAACACGAGAUGAAGAAAUAGUGGCUCCCAAUUUAACAACAAGGCUACAAAACUUUUUGGAAAAUUAUUGUAAGACUCCGAUUAUUGACGAACUGAAUGCUCCAGAUUUCAAGUUCACGAAGGAAGAGUUUGAGUCUAUUAAUUCACAACAGAUAGAGAUGUUCAAAACAAUUUGGCACAAGAUCAACAUUGACAACACGUUAGAAUUUAACGCAAACAAAAUCGAAAGAAGAAAAGUCAUAAUACCACCCGUUUCCAAUGUCAAGUUGAAUGAUCCAUUCAGGAAUACAUCCUCAGUGGUUCCAAAGAUGCAAGGCUCCAAUAAUGAUCUAACCUACCAGGACCACCUUUUGACACAGGGAAUGGCCUUUUCGCGUAUUCAUCAUCAGAUGAGAAGGCAGCAUUUGAAUCGUGCUAGAAAAGUUGCUUCCAUUGUGGAUCAACAUUUCAAAAAGAAAAAAGGUGAAAAAGAACGACUCUUGAAAGAGCGGGAACAAAACUUGAAAAAGAUGAGUAGAGUUGCUAUGCAGGCUGUCAAAAAGAGAUGGAAUGACGCUUUUAAAGUAUAUCUGAUCAUCCAAACUGCAAAGGAAGAGGAGCUUAAAAAGGUAAAGGGCCGAGAACAUUUAAGUCAAAUGUUACAACACUCAACUCAGCUUCUUGAAGCACAACUAACCUCAUCUAAAGAAGCAACUGCUGAAUGUGAGAGUAUAAUAGGUGAAGACGAUGAUAUGGAGAUGAACGACUCAGGUGAUUCCGACAAUUUCACUUCAAGUUCGGACGACAACGACGACAACGACGACGGCAACGACGAUGAGACCGAGAGUAAGGAAGGAAGCAACGGACUGACUGUUCAAGUUGACCCCGAUAGUAAUCUAUCCGUUGAAGAGUUGAGGAGGAAAUACGCAAAUAUCGAAAGCUCUGUUGAGCCAACCUCUGAAGCUAAUUCAAGUGUUCCCGAUAAAGACGAAGGGGUGCUGGAAAGCGGAGAAGAAAGUGAGGAGGAAAGCUUUGACGAGACUGGUGGUCUCAUGUCCCUAUAUGGUGAAGGUGAGGUUAAACCAUUAAAAAAUGGGAUACACAAUGAUUUGCAGGCGUCUGAUGACUAUUUGAAGAUCAUAAGCGAGCUGGACCUUGAUAAGAACCAACUUUUGGACUCCGAUGAGAGCAGUCCUAUUUCUGGAUCGAGUUCGGACAGUGAGUCUUCAGCGGAGUCAGUGGUUGAAAACGGAGGUAUUUCUCAUUCGGAGUCAGAGCCGGAAUUGCCUAACGGGACUCCACUAGCAAAUCUUUAUGCCAGCAAAACUAGCGAGGCUGAGGAUUCUGAUGAUGGAGACGUCCGUAGCUUUAGUGAAGAAAGUGAUGAUGAGUUGCUGCAAUCCGAAGAUGAAACUCAAUUAGCUGAAACUAGCCAGGGCGUGGGUCACGUAGAUCGUGUUUCAAAAGAUGACGGGGAUGAAGGUACAGAAAUAGUAAAUGGCUCAAGAGUGAGAGAUGUUGAAGUGCCGUCCCUACUUCGUGGAACACUAAGACCUUAUCAAAAGCAAGGUCUCAACUGGUUGGCCAGUCUCUAUAACAACAAUACAAACGGAAUAUUGGCAGACGAGAUGGGUUUAGGAAAAACAAUUCAAACAAUUUCAUUAUUGUCUUAUUUGGCUUGUGAGCAUCACGUUUGGGGCCCUCAUUUAAUCAUUGUUCCUACUUCAGUAAUGUUGAACUGGGAUAUGGAAUUUAAAAAAUUUGCACCUGGAUUCAAGGUUUUAACAUACUACGGCUCACCACAACAGAGGGCGCAAAAGAGAAAAGGGUGGAACAAGCCUGAUGCGUUUCAUGUUUGCAUAACUUCGUAUCAAUUAGUGGUACAGGACCAGCAAGCCUUCAAAAGAAGAAGAUGGAGAUAUAUGAUCUUGGACGAAGCACACAACAUUAAAAACUUUAGAUCCACCCGAUGGAAAGCGCUACUCAACUUCAAUACAGAAAAUAGAUUGUUACUCACAGGUACACCAUUACAAAACAAUUUGAUUGAGUUAUGGUCGUUGUUGUACUUUUUAAUGCCUUCUUCAAAAGCCAAUUUAUCAAUGCCCGAUGGCUUUUCAAACCUAGAGGAUUUCCAGCAAUGGUUUGGUAAGCCUGUUGACAAGAUUCUAGAGCAAACUACAUUGGGUAAUAAUUCUGAUUUGAUUGACGAGAAUGAGAAAACUACACUGAAAAUGGAUGAGGAGACGAAAAAUACGGUGUCGAGGUUACAUCAAGUUUUGCGGCCAUAUAUUUUAAGAAGAUUGAAGAAGGAUGUGGAAAAGCAAAUGCCGGGAAAGUAUGAGCAUAUUGUAUACUGCCGGCUUUCCAAAAGACAAAGGUACUUGUAUGACGAUUUCAUGUCUCGUGCUAAAACAAAAGAAACAUUGGCUUCAGGUAACUUCUUGUCCAUCAUUAAUUGUUUGAUGCAGUUGAGAAAGGUUUGUAACCAUCCUGACUUGUUUGAGGUUAGGCCAAUAGUGACAUCCUUUUCCAUGCCUAGAUCAGUUUCAUCAUCUUUUCAGUACUUGAAUGGAUUGAUUAAAGGCAUGACUGAUGAUUCAAAGGACAUGGUUGAUUUUAAUGUACUUAAUUUGAAUGUCACCAGCAACAAUCACUUGAACCAUUUUGUAUCAGAGUCAACAUCACGUUUACAAUCACUGGCCCAACUACAAGGACAGAUUGCACAAUUGGACAAGAUGAUAAGUGGGGUGGAAAACACAUUCACGGAUUUUGUUUCCUGUUUCCAGGAUUUAAAAAGUCAGGAGCAAAUCGAGCUAAGGGACAAGCUUCUGCAUAUACUCUACCUCAAUACCUUGAGAUGCGAAAAGAGAUCAAUCUACAGUGACUCGUUGCUACGCUUUUUGACUAUAAAGGGAAAUGACAAUAAAGAACCACCAUUUGACAAAUUUUGUUUAUCCGUCACUGACAGAGCCAAUGCAUUGUCGGAAGAAAUUGAAAAGUAUUCUAUAGUUACACCUGCAGCAGUGGCAUUGGAUAUGAAAGAUCAACUUAUUCCUAAAUCAAUACAAUACAAGGUCAAGCCGGAAGUUAUGGAUGGUAAGAUCACCAACCCUUUCCAUCAGUCACAAGUAAAGUUGUCAAUAGCAUUCCCUGAUAAAACAUUGUUGCAAUUCGAUUGUGGAAAACUCCAAAAGUUGGCACAGUUGUUGAGAACCUUGACUGCGGAAGGUCACCGAGCUUUAAUUUUCACGCAAAUGACAAAGGUUCUUGACAUUUUGGAGCAAUUUUUGAAUAUACAUGGCUACCGCUAUAUGAGAUUGGAUGGUGCUACGAAAAUUGAGGACAGGCAGUUGUUGACAGAAAAGUUCAACAGAGACCCUAAAAUUCCCGUCUUUAUAUUAUCAACAAGGUCUGGUGGGUUGGGUAUCAAUUUGACAGGUGCCGAUACGGUUAUUUUUUACGACUCAGACUGGAACCCUGCCAUGGAUAAGCAGUGUCAAGAUCGAUGCCAUCGUAUAGGACAAGUUAGGGAUGUUCAUAUUUACCGAUUUGUGUCCGAGUCCACCAUCGAAUCCAACAUCAUCAAAAAAGCUAACCAAAAACGACAAUUGGACAAUGUUGUUAUACAAGAAGGUGAAUUCACAACUGAUUAUCUUGGUCAAUUUUCAGUUCGCGAUUUAGUCAAUGAUCCAAACAUUUCAGAAACCACAAAGGAAAUAGCCGAUCGAACUAUUGAUUUUUCUGGUGACACGAAAAUGAGCAAUGCCUUUGCACAAGCUGAGGAUGAAGAGGAUAGAGUAGCUGCUGGUGCAGCUUUGAAAGAGGUUGCUGUCGACGAUGAGGAUUUUACUGACGAAAACAAGACACAAUCUAAUGGCUCCGCUGGUCCCACAUCAAUAAUAAAGGGAUUGGAUGCGGAUGACGAUAUCCCCGAUGACAUUGAUUACGAAGAAGGUGUGGGUCAUAUUGAUGAGUACAUGUUGCGCUUUAUCUCCGACGGAUACUACUGA